Messenger RNA from Elaeis guineensis (African oil palm), 3228 nucleotides. RefSeq names its product kinesin-like protein KIN-7A. NCBI's taxonomy places the organism in Eukaryota, Viridiplantae, Streptophyta, Magnoliopsida, Arecales, Arecaceae. Gene Ontology annotation, molecular function: microtubule motor activity; microtubule binding; ATP binding. The record is from RefSeq and is a predicted model, not a curated record. Gene Ontology annotation, biological process: microtubule-based movement.
CCCCCUUCCCAAGAUGAAGCUCUCUCUCUUAGUUCACAACGUUCGCUUUUCUCACGCUUUGCCGUUCUUUAAGACCAAGAAACACUAAUUCUCCCCCGCCCCCCAACCCACAACCCACCAAAUUUGGAUCCCAUUUCUUUCCGUCGUCCAGUUGUUGGAUCGAUUCGAGGAUCUCUCUGAGGAAGAAUCGCGGGUUCGGGAGUCGUCUCCUUCCCCAAUCACCUCCUUCUACCUCGUGCUCGACCAAGAUGACAGCAGCAAGGACUCCUGGUACGCCAGCUUCAAAGAUAGAAAGAACACCAAUAUCCACCCCUGGAGGCUCCAGAGUCAAAGACGAGAAGAUUUUUGUCACAGUAAGGAUGAGGCCGCUGAGUAAGAAAGAACUAACACUAAAAGAUGAAAUAGUGUGGGACUGUAUUGAUGACCACACCAUCGUGUUCAAGGGCUCAACUCAGGAGCGUUCAAAUUUACCAGGCUCCCAUGCUUUUGACAAAGUAUUUGGACCGGACUGUUUAACGGAGAUUGUCUAUGAAGAAGGAGCUAAAAAUGUAGCAUUAUCAGCAUUGACAGGAAUAAAUGCUACCAUUUUCGCAUAUGGGCAGACUAGCAGUGGCAAAACAUAUACCAUGAGAGGGAUCACAGAGAGUGCUGUAAAUGACAUUUACAAGCACAUAGAAAAUACUCCAGACAGGGACUUUGUGAUUAAGAUUUCUGCUAUGGAAAUAUACAAUGAGAUAGUAAGGGACCUGUUAAAAACAGAUUCUGGUCCUCUUCGGCUACUUGAUGAUCCAGAGAAAGGAACCAUUGUUGAGAAACUGGAAGAAGAAACAGUACAAGAUAUUCAGCAUCUGAGACAUCUGAUUGGCAUUUGUGAAGCACAAAGGCAAGUUGGUGAAACUGCCUUAAACGACACCAGCUCCAGAUCCCACCAAAUCAUAAGGCUGACGAUAGAGAGCAGCCUACGUGAACAUUCAGGCUGUGUGAAGUCUUUUGUAGCAACCCUGAACCUAGUGGACCUUGCAGGAAGUGAGAGGGUUUCACAAACUAAUGCACAUGGUGCUAGACUGAUAGAAGGCUCCCAUAUAAAUCGUAGCUUGUUGACCCUUACAACAGUAAUCAGAAAGCUCAGUGUUGGGAAAAGAAGCGGCCAUAUACCAUACAGGGAUUCAAAGCUUACACGUAUACUGCAGCUCUCUCUUGGUGGAAAUGCAAGAACUGCUAUUAUAUGUACCAUGAGUCCAGCACAAAGUCACGUGGACCAAUCUCGCAAUACUCUCCAUUUUGCAACUUGCGCCAAGGAAGUUACAAAUACUGCACGCGUUAACAUGGUUGUAUCAGACAAGCAGAUGGUCAAACAUCUGCAGGAUGUAGUUGCCAGACUUGAAGCAGAACGAUGCACCCCAGAGCAUUCAGAAGCCCUUCUGAAGGAAAAGGAGUUGAAGAUUAAGGAGAUGGAAAUGGAAAUGGAAGACCUGAAACGGCAAAGAGACCUUGCACAGUCACAACUGGAUGAACUGCGAAGGAAAUUAAGUGCAGAUCACAUGGGCUCGAACCCAUUUGAGUCAUCACCUCGCCGAGUGGCUAAAUGUCUCACCUUUUCUAGCCCAUCACCAUGUAAUGGUGACAAGGGGCAUGGUAAAGCCGACAAGAUGAGAAACACAAUGAGGCAGUCAUCAGCUUCUCCUUUCAUGCUUGUGCAUGAAAUUCGCAAGCUCGAACAAUUACAAGAACAGCUUGGAGAGGAAGCACAUCGAGCUCUUGAAGUGCUGCAGAAAGAGGUGGCUUGCCACAGACAGGGAAAUCAAGAUGCUGCUGAGACUAUUGCCAAGCUUCAGGCAGAGAUUAAGGAGAUGCGCGCAAUUAGAUCUCUGACUAAAGAGGUUAACAUCGAAGAUGUGGUCGCUAGGCAAAAUGCUGGUGCCACUCUCAAAGAAGAGAUAACGCGGCUUCAUUCACAGGGCAGUACCAUUGCCAACCUUGAGCAGCAGCUGGAAAAUGUCCAAAAAUCUAUUGAUAGGCUGGUGAUGUCUCUUCCGAACAAUUUGCAAUCUAACGAAACCACUCCAAAGUCCUCAAAGAGUCAAUCAAAGAAGAAGAAGAUGCUUCCUUUGGCCUUAAGCAGCAAUGUCAACCGACCGCAUCUUAUAAGAGCACCAUGCUCUCCUCUCUCUUCUUCUCGGAAGACAUUAGAGUCUGAAGUGGAGAACAAGGCUCCGGAGAAUGAUACAGUAUCCCAUGAGACCUUUUCAGGUUCCGAGAAAGCUACUCCAACCAAGAGCGAAGCUGGUAGUGACGUAACGUCCAGGGAAGGCACGCCAUGCUACCGACGUUCCAGUUCUGUGAACAUGAAAAAAAUGCAGAAAAUGUUCCAAAAUGCUGCAGAGGAAAAUGUAAGGAGCAUAAGAGCAUACGUCACCGAGCUGAAAGAACGUGUCGCAAAGCUUCAGUACCAAAAGCAGCUUCUUGUGUGCCAGGUAUUGGAACUGGAAUCAAAUGAGGCUGCAGGGCACGAUGGAGCAGAGGCUGAUGGGAAUAUAUCAGAACUACAAAGUUCCCCUGAUACAUGGGAUUCUGUCUACAAGGAACAAAUGCAGCAGAUUAUUCAACUAUGGCAUAUUUGUCAUGUAUCAAUAAUACAUCGGUCACAGUUCUACUUGUUAUUUAAAGGUGAUCGGGCGGAUCAGAUAUAUAUUGAGGUAGAGCUUAGGAGAUUGUCUUGGCUGCAGCAGCAUUUCACUGAAAUUGGCAAUGCAAGCCCCGCUCAUACUGGAGAUGAGCCUGCUGUUUCUCUGUCAUCGAGUAUAAGAGCACUGAGGCAGGAAAGAGAAUUUCUUUCCAGGAGGGUCAACUCACGUUUGACAGAAGAAGAAAGAGAGAUGCUCUAUAUCAAAUGGCAAGUUCCUCUUGAAGGGAAGCAAAGGAAGCUUCAGCUGGUUAACAAGCUAUGGAUUGAUCCAAACGAUCCAGCACACAUUGAGGAAAGUGCUGAUAUAGUGGCAAGACUGGUAGGUUUCUGCGAGGGAGGAAACAUCGCCAAAGAGAUGUUCGAGCUGAAUUUUUCCCUGCCAGCAAGCAAGAAACCGUGGUUUUUGGGAUGGCAGCCCAUAUCAAAUUUGCUGAGGCUGUGAUGCUGUGAGCUGCUAGCAAUAAAAGAACCGAACAUUUAUUAGAUUGUUUCUUCCUCCUCAAUUUUUUUUAAUAAUAAAGGCUUUUUACUUGCACACCUUA